CUGUACAAACGGAUUCGAUUUGGCUGCAUAGAAGUUUACACCACAAAGGUCAUAAAGCAACCCCGUCUCCCUCGUAAUCUCCUUGAUCCGACAUUCUAGAGGUUUGCAGUUUUCAAUCUCAUCCCAAACUCCUUGACAAAAAUCGACUCUUCCUACAACUGUAACGUGCUGACCCUAUACCCUUUCACAUUUUAUUCAUGUAGCAAAAGGUCUCGCUGUUCUUGUAUAUAAAUCCAUAAACCAUUUCAGUGAAUCUCACAACUUACACAGUUUUGCUCAGUGUUAUACUAAACCAUCUACAGGGUGUUGUACUUAUCCAUUCCGAUUUGGGUCCUCUGUAUUUUCUUGUAAUCCCAACUUUUCUACCAUGGGUGGCAGUUCAUCAGAAGGGCAUGCUAAUGUCUAUGAUUUUACAGUCAAGGAUAUCAGGGGAAAUGAUGUGGAUCUCAGUAUUUACAAGGGCAAAGCUCUACUUAUCGUCAAUGUUGCUUCUGAAUGUGGAUUAACUACCUCUAACUACAAGGAGAUGAAUGAAUUGUAUGCAAAGUACAAGGAGCAAGGACUAGAAAUAUUGGCCUUCCCAUGCAAUCAAUUCGCUGGGCAGGAACCAGGUGACAAUGAACAGAUUGCAGAAGUGGCAUGCACUCGUUUUAAAGCAGAAUUUCCAAUAUUUGACAAGGUUGACGUCAAUGGUGAUAAUGCAGCUCCUAUCUAUAAGUUCUUGAAAUCAAGCAAAGGUGGCUUUUUGGGUGACAGUAUCAAGUGGAACUUCACCAAGUUUCUGGUGGACAAAGAUGGAAAUGUGGUGGAUCGUUAUGCUCCAACAACUUCUCCACUGAGUAUUGAAAAAGAUAUCAAGAAGAUCCUAGGAACUGCCUGAUUCUUCAGAAGCAAAAACAUUACAGCAUUUCUACAGUGCCCACAUAGUCCUAAGGAAUAAGAUGCAGAAAUCCAUUCAGAUAUGAUUGUGAUUUCCAAUUUGUAACUGCUUAAAUUCACUUUUGUAGUGUUAUGGGUCUCAUUUCUUUCACAUGGUCUGAACUAUAUCAUAAAUAAGGGUUGUAUUUCCAAUCCCAUCAUAUACUUUCUCAGGAGAAGAGAAAUUUAAUUUCUCAAGGAUCACAUGCAAUUUGUUUUGCAAGUUUUCUUAACUGGAAAAAGAUGUUUAUCAUGCUUUUAAGUUUAAUAAAUUGCAAGCUGUCCAUGGAUGGUUCUCAGCA
Cryptomeria japonica (Japanese cedar) is the source of this 1220-nucleotide messenger RNA. RefSeq names its product probable phospholipid hydroperoxide glutathione peroxidase. The record is from RefSeq and is a predicted model, not a curated record. The transcript has 6 exons. Bases 368 to 880 code for a protein of 170 amino acids. Gene Ontology annotation, molecular function: glutathione peroxidase activity. Gene Ontology annotation, biological process: response to oxidative stress. NCBI's taxonomy places the organism in Eukaryota, Viridiplantae, Streptophyta, Pinopsida, Cupressales, Cupressaceae.